Molecule: messenger RNA, 1247 nt
Organism: Capsella rubella
Lineage: Eukaryota; Viridiplantae; Streptophyta; Magnoliopsida; Brassicales; Brassicaceae
Product: protein LAX PANICLE 2
Exons: 4
Coding region: 75-1145 (356 amino acids)
Biological process (GO): multicellular organism development
Source: RefSeq, a predicted model, not a curated record
UGUCAAAGCCCCUCUUCUCACUUUUUCAAUAUUAAUCCCUCUCUCCCUUAUAUGGCUCAUGCUGAUAUCAUGAUAUGACCAAUAUGGUUCCUCUUGAUUCCUCACUGCUUUUUGGCGGUUUCACGGGCGCGAUGAUGAUGAGAGAAGUAACUAUAAACAAUCAAGAUUCUAGUGGAGAGACAUGCUCCGUCUCCGAUCCAACAGCAGCUUCUACUGAUUAUUAUAACAUCAUCUCUCCCUCUCCGGUGAAAGACGUGGGAGCGGCCGCAAAGAACGACGUCCUUUGUUCUAUUAAUAACGUACAAGAUAAAGACAAAUCUUGGCUUCGCUUAGGUAUAGGCCCUGAUGAGGAGAACACUAAUAACACGGGGUCGUGUAAGCUCCAACGUUGUUGUAGCCAAAACGGAAGUGGAAGAGACAAGUCUUUAGAGCUCAGCUUGUUCUCUUCCUCCUUAACCGCGGGAGGAUCCAUUAGUAGUAGCGUAGAUUACUCACAGCCGCAACCACCGCAGCCGCAGCCAUAUUCUCAUGAUCAGUUGCUAACUAUGCGUGGACCGUCGUUGGUUUACGGUCACCAAUUAAUUCGGCCUCAAACGUUAGUUAACCGAGGCUUUUCGUUUCCAUCUUCAAAGCCGUGGAUACCUCAAUAUACGGUGCCGUUUAGACCGUCAUCAUUGAGUGACCGUGACGUCACUAACAAUAAUAGUGCUACAAGGAGUUGUUGUGUGGAUGAAGGAGGAGGGGCUGGACCAAGCUCCGAGUUUAGGGUUCUUGAUCCUCCAAGAAGACCACAUUCUGGUCUUUGGUUUCUCCUUCAAGCUUCACAAUUUCAGGAGAAGGAACCGUUCUUGCCACAAGUAAGCAAAAGCUACUUGAGAAUCAAGGAUGGGAGAAUCACAGUUAGAUUGCUAAUUAAGUAUCUUAUGAAGAAACUUCAAUUGGAUAGCGAAACUGAGGUAGAAGUAAGAUGCAGAGGACAACAAUUAUCGCCGUUGUUGACGAUGCAGCAUGUAAGAGACACCAUAUGGAUUCCCAAAUCAUCUUCAUCAUCAUCAUCAUCAUCUCCUUCUUUUACUUUGCUUCGAGACUCAUCAACUACUGAUCAUAUCAUGAUUUUGCAUUAUGGUAGGACUGCUUUAAUUUAAAUCUUUUUUUUUUUAAUAGUUUUUUUUUGUUUGCACUAAGUCUAACAUUUUUCGAUCAUCAUAUUGUGUACCUACGAUACGAUCGAGUUUUAAUUAUUUAUC